CUGCUCCGCCUGCCGCCUGCCUGAGCUGCCCGGCGGCCGCCCUGGCCCGGCCCGGCCCGGCCCGGCCCGGCGGCCGCCCGCCUCUGCCGCCGGGACGCUCAAAACCCGAAGUGACUCCUGAAACCCACCCGCGUGUGGAGUGGCUGCCAGCCGGUUCCUCUGCGGGGCUCCAGCCUGCCGGCUCCGGUGCGGAGGAGGCUCCCUGGCUGCUGGUGCCGAAGGAGAGGUCUGCUUGUGCUGGGAAGGACUCCGGUCUGUGAUGGGAACGUUGGUCUGAGCUCGGCAAGGGGAGCCACGAGUGUGGCGAGGAGAUUCGAAUCGCCCAGCUGAGGACAAGGAGAAACAAACCAGAGCUGAUCCACUUCCAUCCCACGGGAGUGCUCCUGGGAGGGUCGGUGCCCGGCGGGAGGAUGGCUCAGGAGACCAACCCGACGCAGGCGCCGCUGCUGUGCAGCACAGGCUGCGGCUUCUACGGCAGCGCCCGCACCAGCGGCAUGUGCUCGGUCUGCUACAAGGAGUUCCUGCAGCGCCAGCAGAGCAGCGACCGCAUCAGCCCCUCGGCACCCACUGGGCCCAGCAGCAGCCCCAUGGCUUCAGACCCCGUUGCGGGGCAAUGUGCGGAGGGGGACUCCACGCCUGAGGAUGCAAAAGCCAGUGCCCAGACUCCUGUGACCCAUCAGAUGACUGCCAUGAGCAUAUCCCGGGAAGAAGCCAGCAGUGAGGCAGAGGAACUCAUCAAGGCAGAGGAAGUCUCAUCAGCAUCUUCCUCAUCAGGUACCCUGCUGGAAGUGCCCCAGAGCGCUGCUGAGGAGAAGGCAGCGGCAGAGAAGCCCAAGCAGAAGAAGAAUCGCUGCUUCAGCUGCAGGAAGAAGAUUGGGCUGACUGGCUUCGACUGCCGCUGCGGGCACCUGUUCUGCGCCAUCCACCGCUACUCCGACAUGCACUCCUGCCCCUACGACUACAAGGCAGAGGCUGCCGAGAAGAUCCGCAAGGAGAACCCUGUCGUUGUGGCCGAAAAGAUCCAGAAGUUGUGAGGGGGCUGAGCAGCUCGGACUGCAGCCCGGUGGCCUGGUGCUCCUCCCCUUCCUCCCAGCCUUCCUCCUCUUCCUCCCGCCUCCUCCUCCCCGGUGGUGUGACGGAGGCUCCGCAGCGCACCGGGACCCGCGGACUCCGCGCACCUCUGCCCCUUCCCUCCCGCCCGGCGCCCGCAGCUCAGCCCACCCCCGCCCGCCGGCCGGGGGCAAAGGCGCUGCCGCCCGCUGCUGCCCGGCGCCGAGCCCUUCGGACUCGUUGUCCCCGGGUGGUUUGCAUGGCAUGGGCAGCAGGGCUCGCCUGGCAGCCUCCCUCCUGCCAGCAGCUGCCAGUCCUGCCAGCGCCGGGGACUCGCGGCUGGAGCCCUGAGCCGCCGCUAGACCUCGCUCCCUCUGCCUCUGUGGCAGCUCUAGAGCCAGGAGCUGGGCACCCCUGGGCAGCAAGGCUGCCUCCCACCCCCAGGAUGCUCAGAAGGGGAUUCUGUAGUUUUGGCACCCCAGAUGCCCGCCCCCCCCCCCCCCCCGCCGCUGUUGUGGAAGCACCGAGGUGGUGGCGCAGCAGGGCACCAGUGCAGGGGAGUUCUUGGUGCCAGGCAGCUGCAGGGCAGGGCUUUGGGCAGGUGCCACUCACUGCCUCGUGCCCCUCACCAUGACCCGUGGGACUCAGGCUAGCCAGGGACACCUUUCCACCAGCCCCUCCAUGCUUCAGCACCCCCAGAGAACCUCUGGCCUGUGCCCCGGGGAGGCUGUGCCCACCUGCACCUCUCCCCUCCCCUCUGUCUCCUCCAUGCCCUCUGCCUUACUCACCUCUUUCUCACCGGAGUUCUGCACAAAGCUCAUCAAACCUCUGCCUCCUCCCCUGCCCCUGCACCCCGCUGGGGACCCUUCCUCCCCCACAGGCUGCACUGAUACUGGGUGAGGACUUUGCCCCUUUCUCCACCUCUCUGCAUGUCCCCCGGGGCAAGAAGUAGGGCCUGAUCCCUGGGAGAUGCUCCCAAAGCUGGACAGAGGCAUCUGGAGUGCAGUGAAAAGCAUGAAAAGGGCUGCAGGGUGUGGGAAAAGUCAUGAGGAGGGCACUGAGGUGCCCAGGAGUGUAGGUGAGGGCUCUCAAAGGAGCCCAUGGAGGGUUCUGGGGAGCAGGGAGAGGCACCUGGGGUCAUAUGGGGCCACAGAAAGACUUGAAAUGGAGUUCUUGGGAGUGCUGUAAAGCUCAGGGAGGGGUACAGGGAGCAAGGGAAAGCAAAGCAGAGUGUUGGGGGUCCAGUGAACGUGCACAGAGUACUGAGGUGUCCCUAAAAGGCACCUGGAAGGCUCUGGGGUGGAAGGGUUCAGCAGCACUCCACAGACACUGCAUAGGGGAGUCUGGGUCUGCCAGCAAGGACAGGGCAGGGCAGGCAGCAGCUCCGGGGUGCACCAGAAGCCAGCUCUGCACCCACCUGGGCUCAGGAUCUGAGCUCCAACCUGGACACCAGGAGCCAGCUGGUGGCUGUGGGGCUCUGAACAGCAGAGGCAGCUGGAGGAGUCCCCGGGGGGGAGCAGCAGCCUCUGCCCCACUCCUGCCCAUCCCAUGCUCUGGAAGCCUUUCCCUUGGCAUCAGCUCGUAUGGGGGCAGUGAGAGCAGAGCAGCUGAGGGAGAUGCCAGCAGCUCCUGCCAGGGGCAGUUCAGGGACUGUGGGGUUUGGGGCUGCCCAUGGGAUGCCAGAGCAGUGCAGGCCCUGCAGCAGCUCCUGCCAAGUGCCACUGCCUGAAGGAUUCUGGCCUCCGAGAAGUGAUGCCAGCCCCAUCCUGGGGCAGAGCAGAGGCCAGGCCAGCUCAUGUUUGCCUCUCCCUUGGGUUUUGGCUGCUGCAGAACAUCAGCCUCAGGUCUAGAGCACCUUCUAGUGCUGGGCCACCAGCGUGGCAAGGCCAAGUGUCACGGCGAGGCGUGGGCCGAGGAUGAGCCACCAGGAGGAGGUUCAAGCAGCCCUUGCUUUGUGAUCACGGUGAGAGGCCCUGGGGAUACAGGGAGCAGCUUCCCGGGGUGCAGAGGGAGAACUCAGAGCCAGCUGGCAGCUGCCUGCUCCUCCACCACCUCCUCCCUCUCCUCUCCUCCCUCCUGGUAAGUGUAAAUAUGAAUACAGUCUAGUUUGCUUGGA
Molecule: messenger RNA, 3166 nt
Organism: Pogoniulus pusillus (Red-fronted tinkerbird)
Lineage: Eukaryota; Metazoa; Chordata; Aves; Piciformes; Lybiidae
Product: AN1-type zinc finger protein 5-like
Exons: 7
Coding region: 411-1034 (207 amino acids)
Molecular function (GO): DNA binding; zinc ion binding
Source: RefSeq, a predicted model, not a curated record